CCACUUCCGACUCCCCACUCUGCCUAUCCAAAAGCUCAAUAGUCAGAAACAAUGGGAGUGGCAGCACACGCACCGUUACCAAUGAUGAUAGAGUGUUCCACCUCCAGAAAUUCCAUCAUGGAACUCAAAUGGCUCAGAACUACAACAACAAUAAAAUCAACCACCAACAAGAACCUUCUCUUUAGACCACCCAUCUUCCCAAUUUACAUCUCCACUGAUCCCCACCACGUCGAUCCUCUCCGCCUCCGUGACCUCUGCGGCACGUGCCACCACUCUUUCCACAGGUUCCCAGGCCACGUGACAGAGGAUCAGCCCCUCCUUGUCGACACUCGCAAGCUCCGCAUUGCUCUCUCUCACAGCGCCGUCGUUGUCUCCGUCUUCUGCAAGUCUCACCACGUUCUUGCCGCUGCUGAUAGUGGUGACGAUGGAAGUUUUGGGAUGGACGAUUUGGUUGAGUGUGUGACGCCGGUGACUCCUUCCGACGGUGAAUUGGUGGGGUUUGGGCGUGCCGUUUCCGACUGCGGCCUCACUGCUUCAAUAUACGAUGUCAUGGUUAUUCCAUCCCUGAGGAGAAUGGGAAUUGGAAGGGUGAUACUUAAAAGAAUUGUGAGAAUGCUUAUAAAUAGAGAGGUUUAUGACAUAGCAGCCCUUUGCACCGAGAACGAGAGGUUGUUUUUUAAGGCAUGUGGAUUUGGGGGUGACAUUUUAGGCUCUACAACCAUGAUGUACACCAGAACUGCUUCAUCUACUGCCGAGGAAGAACAGACCUUUACACGUGCGGGUAGAAAGCUAUUGUUGAUUCCCCCUCAUAAGUCCUAAGGGACCAUACGAGUCUUCAAGAACAACAUGAACAGUGAGCAGAAUCAGGACACACACUGCUCUACAAGAGGUUUGAUAAAUAGGUGUCCCCACUAAAAAUUUGUAAAUGCCAAAUAUACAAAAAAUUGUUGCAGUUUCGUUGUAAAUGUAGAAACAUGAUAAAUGGAUGAAUACUCUCUUUUGUAGAACAUCUGCAUAUAAA
Molecule: messenger RNA, 1021 nt
Organism: Arachis stenosperma
Lineage: Eukaryota; Viridiplantae; Streptophyta; Magnoliopsida; Fabales; Fabaceae
Product: GCN5-related N-acetyltransferase 3, chloroplastic
Exons: 4
Coding region: 52-819 (255 amino acids)
Biological process (GO): UDP-N-acetylglucosamine biosynthetic process
Cellular component (GO): endoplasmic reticulum; endoplasmic reticulum-Golgi intermediate compartment; Golgi apparatus
Molecular function (GO): glucosamine 6-phosphate N-acetyltransferase activity; monosaccharide binding
Source: RefSeq, a predicted model, not a curated record